AUGUGGCUUGUCGUGCUCUUGUCCUGCCUGGGUGGGUGCUGGGGUCAGUACGACCCCAACAUGGUGGCCGGAACCACAACCAUCGUCCACCUCUUUGAGUGGCGCUGGACGGACAUCGCAGCCGAGUGUGAACGCUACCUGGCACCCAACGGCUUCGGCGCCGUUCAGAUCUCCCCACCCAAUGAGCACAUCGUGCUGUCUGAGCCGCGGCGACCAUGGUGGGAACGUUACCAGCCCGUCAGCUACAAGCUCUGCUCCCGCUCCGGAUCCGAGUCCCAGUUCAUUGACAUGGUGGCACGCUGCAACAAUGUGGGGGUGCGGAUCUAUGCAGAUGUUGUGAUCAACCACAUGUGUGGGGCGGGGGGGGGUUCAGGCACCCACUCUUCCUGCGGCUCCUACUUCAGCGCCGCCACCCGCGAGUUCCCCUCCGUCCCCUACUCGCCCCCCGACUUCAACGACGACAAGUGCACCUCCCCCAGUGGCGACAUCGAGAACUACAACGAUGUCAACCAGGUGAGGAACUGCCGGCUGGUCAGUCUGCUGGACUUGGCGCUGGAGAAGCCCUGGGUCCGUGCCAGGGUGCUGGACUAUCUGAACCACAUGCUGCAGCUCGGCGUGGCCGGAUUCAGAGUGGACGCCUGCAAGCACAUGUGGCCCGGGGACCUGGAGGCCAUCAUGAGCAGCCUGAACCCACUGAACACUCGCUGGUUCAGCAAAGGUGCCCGGCCCUUCAUCUACCAGGAGGUUAUAGAUCUGGGGGGCGAGCCCAUCAAGGCCUCCCAGUAUUUCGGGCUGGGCCGGGUCACGGAGUUCAAGUACGGAUCCAAACUGGGCCGAGUGGUCCGUGGCUGGGACGGUGAGAGGAUGUCUUACCUCAGGAACUGGGGCGAGGGAUGGUCCUUCAUGCCCAGCGACCGUUCGCUCGUCUUCAUAGACAACCACGACACGCAACGAGGCCAUGGACCGGGAGGAAGCUCCGUGCUCACCUUUUGGGAACCCCGUCUGUACAAGGUGGCCGUGGCCUUCAUGCUGGCCCACCCGUACGGAGUGACCCGCGUGAUGUCCAGUUACCGCUGGGACCGGCGGUUCGUUAACGGCAAGGAUGAGAACGACUGGAUGGGCCCCCCCAGUGAGGCUGACGGCUCCACCAGACCGGUGACCAUUCGGGCCGACUCCACCUGUGGCGACGGCUGGGUGUGUGAGCAUCGGUGGCGGCAGAUCAGGAACAUGGUGGUGUUCCGUAACGCGGUGGGUUCGCAGCCGCUGAGGAACUGGUGGGACAACGGCGGCAACAUGGUCGCCUUCGGCCGCGGAGACCGAGGAUUCAUCGCCAUCAACAUGGACAACUGGCCCAUGGAGAUGACCCUACAGACGGCGCUGCCCGCUGGUGUUUAUUGCGACGUGAUCUCGGGGCAGAGAGCUGGCGACCGCUGCACGGGACUGCAGGUGACGGUGAAUGCAUGCGGCAAUGCAGUGUUCCACAUCAGCAACGACGCGCAGGACCCCAUGGUGGCCAUCCACAUACACAGCCGACUGUAACCCCC
Molecule: messenger RNA, 1544 nt
Organism: Amblyraja radiata (thorny skate)
Lineage: Eukaryota; Metazoa; Chordata; Chondrichthyes; Rajiformes; Rajidae
Product: pancreatic alpha-amylase-like
Exons: 10
Coding region: 1-1539 (512 amino acids)
Biological process (GO): carbohydrate metabolic process
Molecular function (GO): cation binding; alpha-amylase activity
Source: RefSeq, a predicted model, not a curated record